AUGAGGCCGGCGCCGCAGCCGAUGGCUGUGGAGCCGGAGACGCCGAUGCCGCCGGCCCGGCGCUCGGAGCGCGCGAACGUGGCCCAGAAGCAAGAUUCAGAGGACUUUGCUUCCCUGUUCUACGUCCUGUCGCAUGACGAGCCGGAGGAAGAUAAAGAAGAGCCGGAGGAGAAGGUGUCAGACAAGGAGGAUGAGAAGGAGGAUGACAAGGCGUCGGACAAGGCAUCGGACAAGGAAGAUGAGGACGAAGAGAUGCCGGAAAAGCAGGAGCCCGCCAAAGAGCCGCUGGGCCGAGACGAGUGGGGAGCUUCCGAAAGGCCGGAGAAGAGCGACUCGGAGUCCGAGAAGGAGAAAGGCCCGGGUGACUUCCUCAGGCUGGUUCCAGGCUUGGAGAUCCACAGCGCCUGGUUCGGGCACCCGGACGACGAGAAGCGGCGCCAGGAGGUCUCCGAGCAGCUGCGGGGCAAGGAGUGGGUGCACGCCUCCGUGCAGACCUUCGGCGACCCAGCGGUGGGCAGCCGCAAGAAGCUUUGGGCCCAGUGCAGCUACCGAUGGCUCGAGGAGGAAGAGGAACUGAUCUUUACACAGCUGGCAGAGAAGGCAGCACGGUACCUGGACGCCAGGGAUGCGGAGGACCUGCAGAAGCUUUGGGCGGCCCUACCGGACCUGACCCCAUCGGAUCCCUCGGCGUCAGUCUGGGAGCAGCAGAUGGAGAUCUUAGCGCAGCACCUGUCCUCGCCCUUGGCGGUACAGGGCCUCCUGUACCUCUCCGAGUGCCGGCGCCGUGUCUUCGUUAGCGCGGCUUGCAGCCUAGCCCGGGGCUUCCCCUUCGCCUUCUGCGCGGCCCGGGCCGCGCAGAGCCUCGCGCGUGCGCUCCGCGCCGCGGAGUUCUCGGCGCCGGAUGGCCUCACCGACGCCAUGGCCAGCCGCGAGGAGGUGCGGCACUACCUGAAGCGCUGCCGUCAAGGCUCCCACGUCUUCGAGCGGCUCUUCGGGGACUUCUUCCACCACGUGCACGCCGAGUGGCAGAAGGCGGCAGCGGGAGCGCAGCCGGACUACUUGCAGCAACUGAUCCAGGCAGCCCACGAGGCUGUGCUGGAAGUUCUCAGUCUGCCGGAGGAGGAGGUUCGCCAAGAGGAGGAGCUGCGAAUGGAGGCCUUGCUGGCGGCGGAGGACUUGGCCUUUUGCACGUUGUGCCUGCGGCCCUUGCAGCAGUUCCCGGACGAGGUUGGCGCGCUGGUGGACAGCAAAGGACGGCGCCUGGAGGGCACUCUGUACCACCGGCGCUGCGCCUUCAGCGUGGAGGGCAGCGACUCGGAGACCUUGGCCGCCUUCUCCCGGCGCCCCAGGCCGCUGCUGAUGCACAGGAUGCCGCCGCCCAAGGCGCAGGGCUGGUGGCCCUUGCCCUGCCUCACCAAGGCCGCGGACUGGGCCAAAUUUGUGGCCGCCGGGGCCGCGUUCGGCGGCUCCGAAGGCGCCGCGGUGCCCAUGGAACACGUGGCAGUGGCUUUGGCGGCCGCGUUGCCCGUGCACCCCCAGCACGCGCUCGCCCAGCUGAGCCGGAACUUCGGCAGGCGCUUGGGCAGGGGCGAGCUGAGCUCAAUGGUGGAGGACCUCGGCACCUUGGAGCUGAUCGCCUCCUGGGCCUCGGCGCCGGCGGCUUCGCUCAUCGCGCCCUGGCUGCCGCGGGAGGAGCUGCUGGCGGAGUCGAACCUCAGCAGCUGGGCCAAGUGGUUCCGGGCCUGGGACGCCACGGAGGCGCAGCUCAGCUGCGGGCGCUUGGCGCUGGCCCUGGGCUCUGCGGUGCGGGCUGCGGCGGACCGCCAGGGCGAAGCUCUCGAAGACCCCUUCGCGGAGGUUCUGGCGCUGCUCUGCGCCACCGGCGAGGCCUCCGUGAGCUCCUCGCGCUUCGUCUGCGAGGUGGCUGCUUCGGCGUCCAUGAUCCUGAGGACCCGCUCGGCGCCCGAUCGGCCGGCUGACACCCCGCCGCCCGAGUUGUCCAAGGAGCCAGCUGAGGUGAAGGUCCGCUUGACCUUCAUCGGACUUUGCGGGCGCCGGCGCUUCGUCUUCCUGGACCCGGAGCUGCGGGUGAGCCUCAGGGACCUUUUGAGUGGUCUGGCGGCGGACUCGGUGGGCUUCAGCUUGGCCCAGGAGGCCAGCGGCCUUCGCUUCUUCUUCGCUGGCCGGGAGCUGCCGCAGGAUCACAACUCCGCCAUUCCAGCAGCAGCGAUCCCCACGGAGGUCAAAGCAGGACGGCGUUCGCCCCGGGUUUCGGUGGCAUGGAAAAGGUCACUGGCGUCCUUCACCAGCGACUUUCCGUACUUGAAGGUCCUGCGCCCGGAAAACCGUAUCUCCUGCGACCCGGUGGAGGUCUUGGAAAGCUUCGGCAUGGAGGGCCUCGUCUCCGUGGACUUGCUGCGAGAGGCCAUGGAGACCUGUGCAGCCUAUGGCCGCAAGGCCCAGGCGCGCCUGGCGCUGCUCACCGCCGCGCUGCUCGCGGAGACUCCGCCGCUGCCUUUGGGCGCGCUGCGCCGCGCCGGGCGCAGAGCCACGGAGGCGGCGCAGCGCCGCCGAGCCGAGCCGCCGGCGGAGCGGGCGGCGCCGGUGACGCUGAUGCCAGAUUGCCAGGAGGAUGACGUGAGUUGGUUCUUCACGGAGGAGGUGGAGGCCGUGGCAGCGGUCCCUUCGGAGCCGCAAGCGCAAGCGCCACCAGACCUGAAGUCGGUGCAAGACAUCAGUGCUGAGAUUUGCCGGCGCAUGGGCGGUGGAUGUGGCUCGAUCAGCGGCAGCGGCACCGGCGAGCAGUUCUUCGUGUAUGGCUGCCUCAGGCCACAGCAGCCCGAGAUAAGCCUCCAGCCUGGCAUCAUUUGCCAUGUGCCCUGCGACUACGUGGCUGCCCGUGGGAGUAUGCUGGCGGCCCUCACCCGGCCCUUGCCGGAGGAGAGGCCGAAGAUCCUGCGCUCAGCAUUCCUGGACGCAGACCUGACGUCCGCGGCCUAUGAGUCCGUGGCUCCCCGCGAGCGGCGGCUGAAGCAGCAGUUUCACCAGACGCUUGCGCCAGACGGCCGCUUCCUCUCCGCCACUGCGGCCCGGGACCAACUGCUGGUGGAGCCCUUGCAAGCGCUGGCGCGAGCCGGCCUCGAGGCGCUGCUCAUCUCGGGGGACGUGUCGGAGGCGGUGAAAGCGGGCUGCUGCCACUGCAACUUGCUGCUGGUGGCUGGGAUCCCGGCGCGGCUGCUGCACGCGCUGGCGGAGGAUUGCGGGGCGGAGGUCCUGCAUGGCCUGCCAGACAUCACGGCCGUCACGGCCGGUGUGAUGCCUUGGGAGUCCCGCGAGGUUCUGAAUCUGCAACUGGCGCCGGCCAGCGACAAGUGCUUCUGCUUCCCGCUCUUGGGCUUGCGGCAGCCUUUGCUGCCUGAAGGGAGUGAGGCCUGGCAACUGUCGGCCUCCGCGGAUUCCUCCGCCGCGGCUUCGGCCACGGCGCGCAUCAGCGGCGCCAGCGAGGCGCAGACGCAGCUCCUGGCGGCGGAGCUCUGCGAGGCCGUGCAGCGUAGCCGACGGAGCGAGACACUGGAGGAGGACUGGCUGCAGCACACCGCCGCCGCCCUGGAGUCCGCCUCCGUCGCUUUCGCCUCGGCGGAUGCCGACGCGGACGCGGAGGCGGAGGCGGACGCGGCGCCGUGGCUGCGGGAGCCCGAGGAGGAGGCGCUGCAGGACGCGGCGGCCUACAGCGCGCUGGGCCGGGCGCUGCUGCGCAUGCAGGCCAUGGAGCAGCAGGUGCCGGGCCCAGAAGAGGAGGUGGCGAAGCCGGACCAGGCUGAGGCGGUGCUGGCGGUGCUGCGCCGCGCCGUGCGUUUGGCGGAGCUGCUGAGCGAAAGCUGGCGCGGCGAGCCGGUGCCGUUGCAGCAGCUGCAGGAGGACUUCCAGAGCCAGGUCCAGGAGGCUUCGCAGGAUCCUGAGGAGCCAAGCUCGCUGCGGGAGCUCGGCAUCUUCGGAGACUCCGCGGUGCUGGUGCUGCAAAGGUCGCACCCUGAAGACUCCGACGAAGGCGACGAUGCCGCCUCUGAAAAGGCAGAGGCGAAAGAAGACAAAGACUCGGAUGAUGAAAAGGAGGCGGAAAAGAAAGACAGUGACGAUGAAGCCAAGCCGCAGGCCAAGGAUAGCUCCAGCUCAGAGGAGCCAAAGAAAGAGGAGAAGCCGGAGGAGAAGGACAGCGACAGCGACAGCGAUGCGAAGGCCAAGGCAAAAGCCAAGGACAGCUCUGACAGCGACGAGGACAGCGGUGACAAGAAGAAGAAGUCGCGGAAGGUUGCAAAGAAAGAUGAGAGCGAUUCCUCGGAUAGCUCCGAUGACAAGAAGAAGGCCAAGAAGGCCGACAAGAAGAAAAAGAAGCGGAGCUCCAGCUCUUCCAGCAGCCGGAAGAAGAACCGCUCUCGAAGCAAGAAGAAGAAGAGAAGUCGCAGCCGGCGCCGCAGCAGGUCGAGGCGCCGUAGCCGCAGCAACCGGCGAAGAAAGAAGAGCGACACCCGCAGCAGGAGUCGCAAGUCGCGGCGGAGACGCUCCCACCGUCGCGACAGAAGCCGCAGCCAGCGGCGUAGAUCUCCCGCCCGGCCCGGCCUGCGCGGCAUGGUCGCGGACCGCGUGCAAGCGGAGAGGAGGAAGAAGGAUGACAAGGAGGAGGAGAAGCGUGAGGAGCCAAAGGCUGAGACGCGAGCUCGGAGCAAGAGCAACAGCAACUUCAGGCCCUCGCCUGCCUCCAAACGGGCGAAGGUUGAUGCCGAAGGCCGGGCCGGCGGCCUGGCGGCGGAGCUGGCGGCCGAGAAGGACAAGGACAGACGGGGCAGCGCAGGCAUUUUGGCCAAGGACGAGUCGGACGGCGAGGGAAAGAGGCCCGCCUGGAUGGACUCCGGAGAUGAGAAGGCCCCGUCUCCCAAGAAGGGCGAAGCCGACGGCCCAAACUCUGAGUCCAAGGCUACCAAGGAGGAGCAAGAGUUGGACUAUAUGAGCCAGCCGUUGGUGCCGGCCGAGAAGCCCGCGGCCAAGAAGCCCGUGUCUCAGGCCUUGGCCGGGCAACCGCCCCGCGCCAGCAUCACCAACCCCUUCCACGCCCGGCUGCUGGCACAGCAGCAGCGAGAGAAGGAGCGGGCGGAAGCCGACGCAAAGGCCAAAGCUGAGGCCGACGAGAAGGCAAAGCAAGAAGAGGAAGUUAGACAAAAGGAGCAGCAUCUGAAAGCCCAGGGGGACCUCAAGUCCCGCAUGGAGGAGGAGAAGAAUAGAAGAGAAGCCGAGCUGCGUAAGGUUGCCGAGGCAGCCAAGACGCCGGGCAUGGUGCCCAUGCCCGGCAUGCAGCCCUUCCAACCAGGACUGAUGGCACCCGGCAUGGCACCUCCGAUGGGCGGACCCGGUGGUAUGGGGGCCAUGCCCAUGGGCGCCAUUAGCAAGGCCGGCGUGCCUCCGGUGAAAGGCGCUGGCAAGGGCGGCUCGGAGGGGACCAUCGCUGCUUUGCGGAACAUGUUCGGCGGCACCGGCAAGGCUCCUAUGGAGCAGCCGCCUCACGUCACGCAGGGCGCUGUGGCCAAGAGUUUUGGGCCUCCGCAGACUCUCACGCCCCCGGUAGCAGCUCCGCCAGCAAAGGCACCUACGGACGCAGCCCAGGCGCCGGUGAAAGCGCCGCCAUCUGCGCCUUGGAGGGGUCCACAGGCGCCGGCGCCGGCACCGGCAGAGGCUCCGCCGAUGAAAGCUGGGCCGUUGGGCGUCACGCAGGGCGCGGUGGCGAAAAGCUCUGGGCCCCCACAGGCCAUGCCUACUCCGCCAGCCACAGCCUCCGCUGUGUCGAAGGCGGCACCUCCCGAUGGCGCGAGCUCCCCGGCGCCUUCGGCGUCUUCUCCGGCUGCGGUACCUGCACAGGCGGCGACGUCCUCCACAGCGCCCGCCAGCGGCGCGGGUGCCACCGGCGCAGCCGCCGGCGCCGCCGCGACGUCGCCCGCGUCGCAGUCGGCAGCGCAGGCGUUGGCCAUGAAUAGCAUGGGUAUGAUGAUGCCGGGCAUGAUGAUGCCGGGCUUCAGCGGCUAUGACAUGCUGAGUGCCAUGGGGAUGGCCGGCAUGGGCAUGGGCAUGGCGAUGCCGGGCAUGGGCAUGAUGGGCAUGCCCACCAUGCCGGGCAUGAUGCCCGGGAUGCUCCCGCAGCAGCCGGAGUCGGGAUCCGCCAAGGCGGCACCCAAAGCCGCAGCUUGAGGCACCCUGGCUGGGCGUUGGAGCGUUUUGGAGACGGAGCUGUCCUGAGCAAUCGGACGAAAUCGAGCCAAAUGGAGCCGAGUCUGCCGGCGUUUGCUCAGACUGCGCUUGCCUCGCCUAGUCCUCGAGAUAAGCCCAGAGCCCAAGA
Molecule: messenger RNA, 6382 nt
Organism: Effrenium voratum
Lineage: Eukaryota; Dinophyceae; Suessiales; Symbiodiniaceae
Source: the annotation of a GenBank genome assembly